AUGGUACCCGAAGUACAAGAUAUCGCCGCUCUUGAGCUGUACGAAGCCGUCGGGGAAGGUCGCAUCGACCGCGUUGAAUCUCUUCUAGCAGCCGGCGUCGACCCAAAUGCACGAUUCGACAACCUAGGUUCCGUUUUCACAGGAGUCGCCGAAGACUGGGCCAACGAAGAAAAAAGUGCCAGGCCUCCUUUGUUCAACCCCGACCAGACUGAACAACCUUCCCUUCGCCGAGCCACGGGCGAGUCCGAAGGUUCAUGCAGUUAUCUCGAUAAGCCCAAGGCCACGCGUCUUAUGAAUGCCCUGCUCAAGCAUGGCGCAGACCCGUAUGCGCUAUAUCGGCAGCCGAUCCUCAAAUAUCGAUAUGUGCGUCUUUACCCGGGCAAACAAGAGACGAAGAGGGGAAUCAUGGAAAAAGCCCUCCGACUGGAACGGAAACGGCGCAAUCUCGAGCAAGGAGUGUACGAUCCCAAUCGGGACGAAUUCAUAAGCGAUUUCGAAGGCAGUCUCGACGAUGUCAUUGAGUAUCUAGAUCUUCCUAUCAAUUACGGCGUGCGCAGUGUUAUCCAUGCACUACUCGAGGGCGGCAUGUUCGUCCAGCCUAUAUUUGACUUCCUAGGGGACACGCUGGAUGUCGAACGACGAGAUCCCCAGGGUCGGACGCUAUUUCUUGCAGCGUGUCGGAGCAGAGUUGGUCCAGAUGCUGCGACAAGUGGUGUCUAUGGCGGUCUCAGCACAAUCAACUACGACACUGGAAUCCACGAGAACCCCUCCCCCCAACCAGAGAAUCCAUGGAGGGAGUUCGAAGCCAAGAACUCGAAGGCCUGCACUGGGCCAACGUUCCUCUCCUUUUCCAUCGCACGUGGAGCCGAUCUACUGGCCGUUGACAAUUACGGGAAUAACGCCCUCCACCUGCUGUUUACCUAUACAGAUUGCGCUUGGAUAGGUUUACCACCGCCUAUCGAUACUACACUUGCGCACCUGAUCGAAACCUGCCCCAGUCUUAUAAACCAGCCUGACAAGGCUGGUACAUACCCUUUACAUCUCGCUAUCUGGCAAAUGAACUCCAUCAUGAUUCCAGCGCGAGACAGUCCGGCAUCAAUCUACCAUUUCGAAACCGCGGUAGACGCCCUUCUCGCUGCAAAUGCCGAUACUGCGGUCCGAGACGGGCGUGGAAAUACCGUGCUUCACUAUCUGGCUGGGAGUAGACUGGGAGAAAAGGAUCGAAUGGGCGAUGAGCAAAGGCGGUUUCUGCGGAGGUUUCUUGAGGACGGUGUUGACCCCAGAGCACGGAAUGCGGAAGGCAUGACGGCACUGGAGAUCUUCUGCACGGUCAGCUAUGAUGAAUUUGGUGAUGAGGGGUUUUAUGACCGGUAUUUUGCCAUUGGGCAAUAUGUUAUUGGCCAGUUUGAAAAGGCUGGCUACGACAUCCAGGAGACGAAUUCGAAAGGGCAGACGCUGUUGCAUUUGGUUGCUGGGCUCACCGCACCUGAGGGGAUGUCUUGGGCUGCGUGGCCUUGGUUUCAACUCCUCCGGUCUAAGGGACUUGAUCCUAUGGCGAAAGACGGGGAAGGGAAGACUCCGAUCGACAUUGCGGAGGAGAACGAGAGUAUCAAUGUUUGGUUGCAGGAGGAACGUGAGUCCAUGGCCGCAUAG
This is a messenger RNA of Penicillium roqueforti, 1653 nucleotides long. RefSeq lists its product as uncharacterized. The record is from RefSeq and is a predicted model, not a curated record. NCBI's taxonomy places the organism in Eukaryota, Fungi, Ascomycota, Eurotiomycetes, Eurotiales, Aspergillaceae. The transcript has 2 exons. The coding region runs from base 1 to 1653 and encodes 550 amino acids. Gene Ontology annotation, cellular component: nucleus; cytoplasm.